AUGCGACUCAAUUGGCCGCUCAGAAUGUCUGCCAACGUUUCUAGAUCUUACAACGAUGCCGUAUCAGCCUUAAACUCAUUGCAAUCUAACUAUGCCAACAUCAUGGCUAUCAGAGCAUCUGGCGAUCGUAAAAACCAAAUGAAUAUUUGGGAAAUGCAAGAAUGGUGUCGUCGAAUUGGCUACGAAACUGGCGAUUUUGACAAGCUCAACAUCAUCCACAUCACUGGAACCAAGGGUAAAGGAUCAACGGCUGCUUUCACGCAAUCGCUGCUACAACAGUAUAACAGCAAAAUUCAUAAAAUCGGACUGUACACCUCGCCUCAUUUGAAAUCGGUGCGUGAAAGAAUUCAGAUCGGUGGUAAACCCAUUUGUGAAGAGAAGUUCUCACGCUAUUUCUUCGAUAUCUGGGACAAACUGGACAACACUUCGUCAUCGCAGGAGAAAUUUCCACAUAUGACGCCUGGCAGCAAGCCAGGAUACUUCAAGUAUUUGACGCUACUUUCCUUCCACGUUUUUGUGCAAGAAGGCUGCGAUUCGUGCAUUUACGAAGUGGGUGUGGGCGGAGAAUACGACAGUACCAAUAUUAUCAGGACCCCAACGGCCUGCGGGGUUUCUUUACUAGGAAUCGACCACACUUUCAUGCUUGGCGACACAAUCGAGGAAAUCGCCUGGAACAAGGGCGGGAUUUUCAAAAAAAACGUCCCGGCCUUCACAAUCGACGUGCAGCCCGCUGCCGGCUUGAAAAUGCUGCAGGAGAGAGCUCAGGAAAAGAAUGUCAAGCUUCAGCAGGUCCCGGUCUUCAAAGACGUGAGAAACUUGAAGCUGGGCCUUGCGGGUGAUUUUCAAGUCAUGAACGCCUCACUUGCGGUUGCCUUGGCAUCUCAGCAUCUCACCAAACUCGGGAUCAUUGCUGCACCUCUAGCUCUUGAAGCAGACACCGCACUUCCUCAUGAGUUCAAGAAUGGGCUCACAUCUGCCGAAUGGAAAGGCCGCUGCCAAACAAUACAGGCUGGCAAUAUAAAGUGGCUAAUUGACGGAGCCCAUACCAAGGACAGUAUUGUGGCUGCUGCUGGAUGGUUCAAAUCACAAGUGGCGAAUACCAAGAGCAAGAAAAUCCUUCUUUUCAAUCAACAAACCAGGGAUGCUGAUGCGCUUAUCACCACAUUGCGGAGUUGCUUGACCCCGGGAGUGAAAUUUGAUCGCAUCAUCUUCACUACAAAUGUUACAUGGAAGUCCGGUGAAUACAGUGCCGAUUUAGUUUCUAUGAACACUUCGAAAGAGCAAGUCGACAGACUUGAGGUCCAAAAGGCUCUCCGCGAAACCUGGCUCAGCCAGGAACCAGACGCGCAGGUGGAUGUUGUGGGAAACAUCGAAACAGCCUGCGAUAUUGUCAAGACAUAUGAGGAGCCCAUCGAGGUUAUUGCGACAGGAUCGCUUCACCUCGUAGGUGGACUUCUCGUAGUGUUGGAUGGCCACGAAUGA
This is a messenger RNA of Lachancea sp. 'fantastica', 1482 nucleotides long. Lineage: Eukaryota; Fungi; Ascomycota; Saccharomycetes; Saccharomycetales; Saccharomycetaceae. The record is from the annotation of a GenBank genome assembly.